CCGACCUCAUUUCUCUCAGUUUAAAUUGGGGUGCUGAAGGCUAAAGUCAGAGCAGAGUUACUUCCCUGACUUCAUCACUCAUUCAGCACUUGAUAGCUUUGUACUCGGAACGUGCUGCUUCGGUAGUUGGACCGGACCAAGAUGGCGGCCCUUGUUGUUGUGACGUUGUUGAUGAUGACGUUUGUUGCAAGCCACGCCCAGAGCGGUGCCCUUGAGAUCGACCUGCUCAUGCCCGCAGUUCAGCCACAGGAUCCCGACACUUACCUGUGUAUGACCAAGAAGGUUGAUGACGUCCACAGGUAUAUCUCUGGAUUCGUUCCCAAAGCUGACCCAGACAUCGCUCAUCACAUGCUGCUUUUUGGUUGUGAGAUACCCGGGGGCAAGGUUGGAACUGUGUGGAACUGUGGCGAGAUGACCUCAACCAGCGGCUACAAGCGUGGAGCUGUGUGUGCUGCUGGACGUAACAUCAUCUACGCCUGGGCCCUGGACGCACCUAGGCUAAACCUACCUGCAGACGUGUCGUUUGAUGUUGGCAGUGGCACAGCUAGCAAGUACUUGGUACUUCAGGUGCACUACAAAAACAUUACAAGCUUUAAACCACCAAGAAACAACACUGAUAGUUCUGGUGUGACUCUAGUGACUAGCACAACACCGACAACAAAAGAAGCCGCCAUUUUGUUUUUCGGAACAAGCGGCUACAUCCCAGCUAACAGUGUUGAAUACUUCGAGGCUGCUUGCGUCAUCACUGCUGACGUCACACUCUACCCAUUUGCCUAUAGAGUACACACACACUCCAACGGUCGUGUUGUUGCUGGCUAUCGCAUCCGUAACGGCAACUGGACGGAAAUGGGAAGGAAAGACCCUCGUCUUCCACAGAUGUUCUACAAUGUCACCAACCCUGGUCUAGACAUAAAGAAGAACGAUGUCUUGGCUUUCCGCUGUACCAUGGAGAAUCUGAACGCCAGAAACAUCCAGAUUGGGCCUACCGUGAACGACGAGAUGUGCAACCUGUACCUGAUGUACUACGUGGACAGAACACCUGACCUGGGCAGCCACACCUGUCAGUCAGGUGGUCCACCCUACUGGUUCUGGACCAGCUACGCCAACCAGCGAGCCAUCAACCUCGCUGGCCAACCCAAGGACGUCAGCAUCAUACCAGGCACAGACACCCCCUACAUUAGAAAAAUAAAUCGAGGAUAAAAAAAAAACGACACAAACAUUUUCUGAAUUCGGACUUGUGGCCAAAAUGAUUAUUUUUCAUUCUAUUUUUAUAACUCUCUAUUGUUAAUUUUAAACUAAAAUUUAACAUACCUGAUGCGGUUAUGGUUAAAUAUGUUUUGGUGUUUACCGUUCAAUAAUAAAACUGUCUUAGC
Messenger RNA from Physella acuta, 1373 nucleotides. Its product is annotated as peptidylglycine alpha-hydroxylating monooxygenase. Gene Ontology annotation, molecular function: oxidoreductase activity, acting on paired donors, with incorporation or reduction of molecular oxygen, reduced ascorbate as one donor, and incorporation of one atom of oxygen; copper ion binding. The record is from RefSeq and is a predicted model, not a curated record. Lineage: Eukaryota; Metazoa; Mollusca; Gastropoda; Physidae. Gene Ontology annotation, biological process: peptide metabolic process. Gene Ontology annotation, cellular component: extracellular region; membrane.